AUGAGAGAGUCUCACAUAGGCUGGGGUUCUCAGUCCACACUCGGAGGUCGGAACUCUUGCGUUACGAAUACAGCAGUAUUGACGCAAGUGAGUACGAAAGUAUGGAAUGGGCUUACGACGUUGUUUACGAAGCUGUCAGCAAGUUCAAUUGCUUUCCAACAGUGUAUCUCUGGGCACAUUGUCGCGUAUGGCGUUGGUGGAUCGAUCAAGGAAACAUGUUGGAUCAGAACCCCACUGCCAAGACCUUUGCAGCUUUCAAUGUGGAGCCUAGGAAUUUGA
Colletotrichum abscissum is the source of this 279-nucleotide messenger RNA. RefSeq lists its product as uncharacterized. The transcript is spliced from 3 exons. NCBI's taxonomy places the organism in Eukaryota, Fungi, Ascomycota, Sordariomycetes, Glomerellales, Glomerellaceae. Bases 1 to 279 code for a protein of 92 amino acids. The record is from RefSeq and is a predicted model, not a curated record.